This is a messenger RNA of Melozone crissalis (California towhee), 1823 nucleotides long. RefSeq names its product zinc finger protein 488 (gene ZNF488). The transcript is spliced from 4 exons. Bases 72 to 1691 code for a protein of 539 amino acids. Gene Ontology annotation, molecular function: protein binding. Gene Ontology annotation, biological process: regulation of DNA-templated transcription. The record is from RefSeq and is a predicted model, not a curated record. Gene Ontology annotation, cellular component: nucleus. Lineage: Eukaryota; Metazoa; Chordata; Aves; Passeriformes; Passerellidae.
GGGACGGGGUGCGGCGGGACCCCCGGCGCCGCAGAUCCCCCUUCCCCUGCAGCGGGACCCCCAGGUUUAUAAUGGAACUUACCUCUUUGCCUAAAUUCCUUUGGACAAGUGACAACAAGCUUCUGCAUCACCAUUUUCCAGACAUACUGGCUACUGUUCAUACCACACAAGACAUCCCUGAAGAAGUUGUUUUUGGACCAUGCAUGCUCCAGAACACCCUGCUGGACACUGUAGCUUUCAUUGCUCUCAAGUGUUCUGACAGACGGAACGUCCACUAUGUAUUUAAGGUGGAUGUCACAUCUGUGCACAGUCCCACAGGCCUGCCUUGGAUGAGACUUGUACAAGCAGCUGCCCAUAGCAAGGAGCAGAACUUGGAAGCUUACUUGGAAAACAGUCAGUUAUACUAUCGCUCCACCAGGAAAAUCAGCAAAAAUGAGGAGCUGCUUGUCUGGUAUGAUGAGGAGCUUUCCAGCCUCUUGGGUUUCAAUGAGAUAAAAGCUCAGAGGCCCCAGAAUGAGUUGAGAUGCCAAGAGUGCGACCGAGUCUUUAAAUGUGAGCAUUCCUAUCUGUCCCAUGUCCGCUUCCUCUGUGUGCCAGAGAAGAGUGCUCUGCUAUGGAGAAACUUCCAGAACCCUAAAACUGAAAAGGGCAGCCUAGCUGAGCAGACCACGAAUUUCCACAGUCUGGCAAGGGACCUGGAAGUUAAAAUGGCAGCUUGUAAAGAUGAUGCACAUGGUGUUAUUGGAGAAAGGAGAGCGAAAUCUGAAGAGGCUGAGAGCAACAGGAGCAGGAAAACAGUGCUGUUGGAGAAAACCAAUAACUUGACUGAGGAGCGUAACUGUGGGGGCAAGGAAGAGGUUGGGGGAGAGAAUGCAUUGGAUGGUUCUUUCAGGAAGCUUAGUUCAGGGAGGCAGUCAGCUAGGAAGGAUGCUUUAGAGCAAAAGCAGAGUGCUUUCACUGAGGUCAGGAGGAUGAAAGAGAAGCUGAGGAAUGAGAGACUGCAGGAGCCAGAGCAGGAGGAUGGCAUGGCCCCACUUGGUAAGGAGCAGGUGUCAAAGGAAGUGUUGCUGAACUCCUCUGGUAGUGCUUUCUCCUUUGUUUGGCCCACCAGCGCUCGAGGAGAACAGAAGAGUGCUUUCAGCAAGCCCAGUAAGUGCAUAACAGAAAGAGCUGCAGUAAAUUCCUCUCAUCCCAUGAGUGAGUCAACAAAGAGCCUGGGGGAGCUGUCUGGCUUCAUUGCCACCGCAGACAUCAUGUGCUGCAGCAGUCUUCUCAAUUCCAAGUUCUUUGUCAGUGAUUUGUGUAAUGCUCAGAUGCUGCAGACAAGCAUCACUCGGAGCAGUGUUUUCCCAUAUACCUCAGAACCAUGGCUCAAGCAAGCAGGAGGACAACUACAAAACACCACCACCACUUCCUCCUCGUCCUCCUCUUCUUCUUCUUCCUUGACUCUUCUUCCCCCCACCUUCACCUCCUUUGGAGUGGCUGCCCAGAACUGGUGUGCCAAAUGCAACCUGUCCUUUCGCAUGACAUCUGAUUUAGUCUUCCACAUGCGGUCACAUCACAAGAAAGAAUACUCCUCAAGUGAAUCCCAGUGCAAGAGGAGGCGGGAGGAGAAGCUGACGUGUCCCAUUUGCCACGAGUACUUCCGAGAACGCCAUCAUUUAUCCCGGCACAUGACUUCUCAUAAUUAGAGCUGUGCAGGCAGAUGUCACCAAGGGACCCCGCAGGUUGGAUGAAGAAGGGAAUGAUAGUUCACUUAAAUCCAUUUCUUUUUGAGUUUACAUUAAUUUCUUUCAGGAAAUCACUGUUUACAAUAAUUUAUA